Emericellopsis cladophorae is the source of this 1761-nucleotide messenger RNA. RefSeq lists its product as uncharacterized. Bases 1 to 1761 code for a protein of 586 amino acids. Lineage: Eukaryota; Fungi; Ascomycota; Sordariomycetes; Hypocreales; Bionectriaceae. The transcript has a single exon. The record is from RefSeq and is a predicted model, not a curated record.
AUGAUCACCGCCGCCGACCUCCUCCUCCAUGCCCGCGCCGAGAUCGACUUUCCCGGCGGCGACAACGAUACCGACACCUUGAUUGGUGGCGUGCACUACAACAAGACCACGCUCGAGCACUUCAACUACACUCUCUUCGACAACCAGACCUUGUCCAACGGCAGCAAAUGCUGGCUCGUGCAGGAGCCCUAUGCGCCUCCGCUCUUGUUACAGAAUGGCACCUUUAUCAACCACACCAACUGCUACUACCCCGUUGACCCGAUCGGCGAGCGCGGCUUUACUGGCAUCGGCAUGGCAUGCGCAUUCGGCAUCGCCCUUGUCCUCAUCCUCACGGUUCUAGCCAAGCACGGACGGCAUUAUCUUCCCACGGAGAAACGGUUCACUCCCAUCGGACGGAGGUGGCAAUGGUACUGGGGUUGCUUCGUCUGCGCCUGCUCGCUCAUCAGCCUGUUCCUCAACGUCGAAGUCGACCGGUACCGCGUGCAGCAGCUGCCCCUCAUCGUGACGAGCUUCUUCUGGUACUUGAUGUGCAUGGGCACCACGUGUGUCGUGUGGGAAGCGGUCCGCCACUGGGGCAGCUGGCUCGAGAGGCAGUACAUUGAUCCCAACCCGUUCGCCCUGUCCGAGGAGGAUCGGCGCGCCAGGGUCGAGUUCUUCCUCCCGCUCAUCUUCUACUUUCUGACAUGGAUGAACUUUUUCAUGGUCAUCCCCCGCAGCUGGACGUUUGCCCAGAAGCAGCGCUACCCGGAGCAGAUCGAGAACGUCGCGCGAGUGGCGGCGACAAGCAUCCGAUUCAAGGUUGGCGCGUUCUUCCUCUUUGCCGCCUGGUUGGUCAUCUGCUUCUCACUGUGGCACUCGAUCAGGCACUACAAGCCCCGCAACCGCGGGAUCAUCAACCGCGGCGUUGGCCUCGUCAAGGCGAUUCCCCUGCGCUUCCUUUUACUGAUUCCCCUCCUUCUGAGCGUCAUUGGGUAUCAGGCACUCAUCUCCUUUGACUUUGACUACUCCGUCAUCAAGAAGGAUGGACCUGUCCCCAUCAUCUAUGGCUGGGGGUACGGAGCGCAGCUCCUCAUCCUGAUCGUCCAGAUCGCCUACGGCUACGCCAGCCCCAACGAGGACAAGGAGCUCAUCAGGCAGAGAAGGGUGCGCGGCGAGACCCUGGACAGGGAGUUGGGUCUCGUCCGCAAGCCUGCCUGGUGGCGCCGCGUCAAGGGGGAGCACAUUGUCGGGACCUUCCGCGACAAGCUGCUCAAGAACGUCCAAGAAGUUGGCCAGGGACGGGGUGUCGGGCGCCGGGCCGAGGGCGACAUGGAGCGGGACAUCCGUGAGAACAUGGAGUCCGAGGCUCGCCAGGACGACGGCAUCAACAUCGAGAUGAGCAACUACGGCCGCAGAAAGAGGAACAACAGGGAGGAGUGGAAUCCCCGUGCCGACUUGGCUGGCGUGCACAGCAUGGACCGCGGGGACGAGCUGGCCUGCGGGAGCAACCCCGAGAACCAGCGUGUUCUAGACAUGGCCUCGAGCUUGCUGUUCCCCGAUCCCGCCGAGGUCGAGCGCCGGGAUCGCGAGGCUGAAGCAGAGCGUAUCCGCCGACUCGCCUACCUCCAGGAGGACGGACCCCCGCCAGACUACAGGGACGUGCGUGGCAGGGGUUCGACGAGCAGCCAGCGGCCCGCGACGAGCGAGCGCAGUAACAGUACGGCCACGAGCAAUUCGAUCAAUGCGCCGCCCACCAAGGUGCGAAGCAUGUUGGAUAUUUGA